Molecule: messenger RNA, 1601 nt
Organism: Branchiostoma belcheri (Belcher's lancelet)
Lineage: Eukaryota; Metazoa; Chordata; Leptocardii; Amphioxiformes; Branchiostomatidae
Product: slit homolog 2 protein-like
Exons: 5
Coding region: 105-890 (261 amino acids)
Cellular component (GO): plasma membrane
Molecular function (GO): protein binding
Source: RefSeq, a predicted model, not a curated record
UUUGUUCCUGACGUCUCGGCUCGACCCACUAGACGUCGAUACGUUCUUAAACCUGUAAUACCUUUUUAAGACGCACAUAACAAGAAGUUACAGAUCUUGAAACGAUGAGCUGGUGUGUUGUGACCCUUGUUGCUUGCGUGUCGGUCUUCCUAGGAGGUGUGAGCGGACAAACCGACUGUCCCAGUCAAUGCACAUGUUCAACAGGUCAGUUUAAGACGGUGGACUGCGACGCCAAAAACCUGACCAGCAUCCCCAGUCCGUUGCCUAGCAACGCCAUCAACAUUUUUCUUGGAAACAACGACAUUCGGGAGAUACCAACAGAUGCCUUUAACACCCUGUCCUCUGUGGAGAACCUGUACCUGAAUAACAACCCGCUGACCAGGCUGCCGCCCGACGCCUUCCGAGGCCUGACCGCCUUGCAGAAGUUAGACCUUGGGGAGUGUCAGAUCGCCACCAUAGAGGAUAACGCCUUCCGCGGCCUCACUGAGCUCACGGACCUGGUGCUGGACACCAACCAGAUCAAGAGUGUGUCCCUGUCAACAUUCCAAGGCCUGCGAAGCCUCGACUCCCUGAACCUGAGAAUGAACCAGCUGACGUCGCUUCCGGCGGAUGUGUUCGAGUCGACCCUUAACCUCCAAGACCUGAAGCUGUCCGGUAACCAAUGGGACUGCUCCGAUUGUACUCUCGCCUGGUUUCCCAGGUGGCUCUCCCUGACAGGCGUUUCUCUGGACGCGUCCAAGUGCGCCACCCCGUCUCUGUCCCAGGACAGUCUGGUGCGGAACGUCCUGGUGACAGAGUGCCCUGGUCUCGUCAGUUCGGCUGUCACCAUGGCAACGCCCCCAACAGCCGCCAUCUUGAUGUUUAUCACUGUGUUUUUCUUCUUGCUGUAAAUGUGACUCCGUUUAGUAUAUAGGGUCGACAUAGGCCUAUUUUAGUGUUUGAUAUAAUUCAAAUCAUCAACGUUGUGGAAUAAUGAGCUUGUAUUAUCCAAUACUGCAGAUGUCCAGCUUUCAAAAGGUAGCACGAUCGACUACGAUUUCUGACACGUUCUUGUGAAGUUGUCAUUACGUGCAUGUGUUAAAAUAGACUUUAUGAUAAGCAUCCUUUGAAAUAUAAAUCCCUAAUCCCUAAAUGUUGUUUUUCUUUGAGGUAAUUGUCCGAAUGUUAUAAUCAUGAAAUAAAGAUAAGCAUGCUCAUUCAAGAACUAGUAUAUGAGUGGAACAACCCAUGCACACUGCGUCAUGUCACUUCUGUACACUGACUCGUCUUAAUUUGUCUCGCACCGGGGUUCCGUUUUAGUUAUUUGUCUCACACCGGGGUUCCACAGAUGUCUGUACAUGAUAACACGUUAUGACAUUCAAAGCGUACAUGAUUAAUAUGCUGAAGUCACAUGAUUAAAUGCUGACUGGUGAAUUGAUUUGUUUCGGUAAAGAAUGUUCUAAAGCCUGGGAAUUUGUAGAUAAGUCGGCAAAAAUCGACUUUUCUAUUCCUUUCUGUUUGUGAACAAAUCCUCGAUACCUGCGUAACGUUACAGGUAUUAGAAUUUCUGUCACCGUAUUGGCCAAUGCUAUGUCCCUUCAUUACACGUAACACAUGGGCCU